Messenger RNA from Rotaria sp. Silwood2, 315 nucleotides. NCBI's taxonomy places the organism in Eukaryota, Metazoa, Rotifera, Eurotatoria, Philodinida, Philodinidae. The record is from the annotation of a GenBank genome assembly.
AUGUCAAUUGAUGCUGUUAUUGACACAAUAAUUGUUCAACAGAAUCAAAAUAAUUUUUAUUUAAAUCCCCAUACGACUUAUCAAGGUGUUAAUCGACCACCACAUUAUCAUGUUCUUUUGAAUGAUAUCGGCUUGACAACUAGUGAAUUACAAUUAUUAACAUUUCAUUUAUGUUUUACAGAUCCUCGAUUAUCUUCAUCGACAACGGUUGGUGAUCAACGAAAUUGGUCAAGGCAAAAUCCGUCAUCUAAUAAUUUGGACUACGAGGUUCUUCAAGUUCAUGAAAAACUUAAUAAUCUACCUGUAUUAGGUUAA